Beta vulgaris subsp. vulgaris (sugar beet) is the source of this 6152-nucleotide messenger RNA. RefSeq lists its product as uncharacterized. Gene Ontology annotation, biological process: root development; shoot system development. The transcript has 2 exons. Lineage: Eukaryota; Viridiplantae; Streptophyta; Magnoliopsida; Caryophyllales; Amaranthaceae. The record is from RefSeq and is a predicted model, not a curated record. The coding region runs from base 5300 to 6025 and encodes 241 amino acids.
AUGAUUGAAGUAAGAGGACAUACUUCACUACAAAAAUAAAUCAAUUUAGCAACAGUAAAAAAUUGUUGAUAUUCAUAAGAAAUUUGUUGCUAACUCGCGUUAGCAACAAAUUGGAAACAAAAAAUAGUUGUUGCUAAAAGGCUUGUUUCCAUAUGAUUUUAGCUACAAAAUCUGAAACAUUUUCGUUGCUACAUAGCAUCUAUUGAAAUAUUGUUGCCAUGUUAGUUUCUAUAUUUGGCGAAUUUGUUGCCAACUCUAGUAACGAGUUAAAAAAUGAUUGUUGCGACUUAUCGCAACAAAUUAUUAAUAUUUUGUUGCUAGACAUUAGUAACAAAUUAUUGAUAUUGGUUGCUAAAAAAAAAACAACAAAUUUUUGAUUGUUAUAGAGUUACACUUUGACUAAUGCACUCUUCAUACAACGUGGGUUAACCUUAUAUUUUUUCUUAAUUGUUUGAUAAUUUGAUAAAUACAUUUAAGCAAAUCAAUAAAGAGAAGGAGAGUCAGUCCACUUACAAUUCUGAAUGAUAUUUACAUACUGAUACUAAUAGAAAUUGAUAAUAGUGUAUGAAUUUUUUUGAUAUAUAAAGCGGUAGUUUGGCUAAUCUUUCUUCUAUGUGGGACACAUUUUUAGGAAAAACUGAUGUUAUUUCAGCAACAAAUAAUAAAAUAUAUUGUUUCCAAUGAUAACAAAUCGAAUAUCUAUUUCCAUAUUUGUUUCUAAAUAGCAACAUAAUGAAAAUAUGAUGUCAUCUAUCAACAAAUCAUAACAUUAAUUGUUUCUAAUGUGAUCAACGAAUGAAAUAUUGGUUUUGGUAAUUUGUUGCUAAACGGCAACAAAUUGGAAAUAUGAUGCCAUCUAGUAACAGUUAGUAAAAUUAAUUGUUCCUAAUGUCAACAGAGCCACAAUUGGUUGUCGUAAUUUGUUGUUAAAUGACAACAAAUCGCAAAUAUGAUGCCAUCUAACAACAAAUAGUAAAAUUAAUUGUUUCUAAUGACAACAAACCAAAUAUUUGUUGUCGUAGUUUGUUGUUAUAUGACAACAAAUUGAAAAUACGAUGCUAUCUAGCAACAAAUAUUAAAACAACUAGUUUCCAAUAGCAACAAAUCAAAAAUAUGUUGUUAUUUGUUGAAAAAUUAGAGUAAAAAACAUCACUUUUAUAAUAGGUAACAAAAAAAUAAUAUAUGUUGCUAUCUAUCAACAAUUCAAAUUUUUGUUGCCAUAAUUUGUUUCUAUAAUGCUCUAAUUUUUGUAGUGCUUGAAGCUUAAAACUUUGCUUUGGUCAGUUCUAUGGUAACUAAGAGUAAGGCUUAAAAUCAAUCUCAUUAUUUUCCUUUGCGCUUGGUUUCGCUAUAAUCUAACAACACACACAAACCUUAGAUUUUUUUCCACAGGAAAGUGCUGGACAGAACUAAGCUUUAAACAUGCAGAGAAGUCAGAAUCCUAAAAUUUCCAAUCUUCAACCCAAGACAAACAGUAAGCAAGCUCAUGGGCCACAUUAUUCCCUUACCUUCUUACAAAAACAAAAGAAUUAGACUGAAUCUUACAUACCAUAGCAUAGAUAUCAUUUAUCAGCAAGAAUCAGUUGCAAAGAGCUUACACGUUUAUCCCUAGAGAAAUACUAUUAACGACCACUUGACAGUCACUAUUGAUGGUUAUGGAACGAAGCCCUGCAUCUAGAGCAAAACUCAUCCCCCUCCAGAUAGUCUCAUUGCCCGUGUCUGCCACCUCCCAGAAGCCACCCACCUGAACCAAAGCACAAAAGCAGCACAAGUCAUCUUCCCUCCAAGCCACAAUAUUGAAACCAGUGCCCACAUCUCCCAGCAGCCCCGUAUCAUCAUUGAGCUAUAUAAAACCAGCUUGCUCGAGCAGACCCCUGUAACUCACCCAACAGCUUCCCGAUAUAUGAGAUGGACUCCAAAGCCUCUUCAUUCUAUGUCUCAGAAAGCCAGGCAUUUUUGAUCCCCCAAAUGACCUAACACUAGUCCAAAAAUUCAGCGACAGCACCUUCAUAAGUAUUCACCGAGCAUCUGACAGCCCACUCCAUAGAAUUAGGGCCAGUAAACUCCGCAACUCUUGGUAGAUUACUCAACUCCCACACGUCGAGCAAAAUGACACUCUUUAAUACUCCCUCCGUUUCCUAAAGAUCUUCCCACUUACUGUUCCUACAGAUACCAAGGAAAAUCAAGUUGUGUGGGCAUGGUGUGAGUAAAGUAGGAGAGAGAAAGGGGUUAAGGUAAAUAAACAAAUAAAAAGGGGUUAAAGUAGGAGAGAGAAAGGGAGUAAAAUUGUAUUAAUAAUGUAAUGGUGGACCAUAUGAUAGUGACAUGAGAGGGUAAAUAGGGAAAUUUGUUUUGCCAAAUAAGGAAUAAAGCAAAAGAGGGAAGAUCUUUUGGAAACACCCUUAAACGGAAAGAAGGAAGAUCUUUAGGAAACAGAGGGAGUAGCAUAGUACAUAUUCCUCUACAUAACCAUUGAGCUAAAUAAAACCAGCAGGUGAGGCGUUACCAACUGUGCGGACAAUACUUGAUCGAGCAGACCCCUGCAACUCAUCCAGCGGCUUCCCGAUAUAUGAGAUGGACUCCAAAGCCUCUUCAUUCUCUGACAUUUUUGAUCCCCCAAAUGACCUAACACUAGUCCAAAAAUGCAGCUACAACACCUUAAUAUGUAUUCACCGAGCAUCUGUCAGCCCACUCCAUAGAAUUAGGGCCAGUUGACCCUGCAACUCUUGCUAGAUUACUCAACUCCCACACGUCUCGAGCAAAAGGACACUCCUUAAUAGCAUACCACAUAUUCUCUACAUAACCAUUGAGCUAAAUAAAACCAGGUGAGGGGUUACCAACUGUGCCCCGGAAGUCAGGUCAUUUCCUCAAGCCAGGUGGAAGAAUAUCGUAAGUGACUGUUGAACACCGCAGUGGUUGCAGUGAUGAAUUGAUAAAUCCUGGGAAUUGGCAUCAUGAGGCCCACUAGUGGCUUGGGAUGGAUUCAGCACAGUCCCCCCCGAAGGCUGCCUACUUCUCUAGUUCACCACCGGUAUCCCAUGAGCCAUUUGAAAAUAUUGUAUGGAUUAUUAAAUGCGCAUUUUAACGUUUUCGAGAGAGAAAAGAAUUUGAUUUCUCGAUCCUAAAGAAAAGAAUUGGAUUUAUUGAUCCUGUUGCUACUGCUUUCCAAGAAGUGAGGGAGCCCUCGAAGGACAAUACUUGCUCGAGCAGACCCCUGCAACUCACCCAACAGCUUCCUGAUAUAUGAGAUGGACUCCAAAGCCUCUUUAUUCUCUGACACAGAAAGCCAGCCAUUUUUGAUCCCCCAAAUGACCUAACACUAGUCCAAAAAUUCAGCUACAGCACCUUCAUAUGCAUUCACCGAGCAUCUGUCAGCCCACUCCAUAGAAUUAGAGCCGGUAAACUCCACAACUCUUGCUAGAUUACUCAACUCCUUAAUAGCAUAGCACAUAUUCCUCUACAUAACCACAAAUAUCACUCUCCUUAUCAAUAGCCUUCAAUCUUCAUUCGGACAUGAAGGCAAGCUUGGUUAGGACUUGGGAGGGUAUUGAAACACGCAUGCCAAAAGAAAACCUCAGUGCGUAGAAGAACACCACGUGGAUAAUAUUUUUGUUCCACACAAUAUGAGCUCCAUUCGUACUGGCAGCAGCUUCAUUAGACUGGUUAGCAUAAAAAAUCAAAUCAUAUGCUGAUUUAUGGAAUACCCACCACUGCAUCACAUUGUUUAGCACCAAAAUUCAAAUAAUAUGAUGACUGUUAUAACGAAUGCAAUAAAAAAAGAAAUUAAAGAACAAUUGGCACAAGGAUUUAACGUGGUUCACUAACAAUGUGUUAGGUUGUUAGCUACGUCCACACAUCACGCAGAACUGAUCACAUAAGGGAUUUUACCCCGAGCCCUCGCCCGUUCAAUUUCCGCGCGGAAAUUAAAUUAGGUUUGUUAUUAGGUUUAGGAGAGAGAGUAGAUUACAGAAUAUGGAGGCAGAAGUUAAUUACAGGGUUUAUAUAUAGUACCCUAUUAAUUAAUCUAAACAGAUGGGUCUAAAUCUGAAACUAAAACAAACUCGAUAACUAAACAAUAAACCCUGAAAAGCUUUGGGGACAACGCCUCCACGCCCCUACCAAGGCGUUUCACCCCUGGACCCCGACUUGCUGACCAGUCAGCGAGACGCCGUGCUUGGUUAAUCUUAGCGGCUAGCGCCUGAUAAUUUAUUCAAGGCAUAGAACACUGACUUUAUAGAAUACUCAAGCCACUUUUUCAUGGUCCCACCAAUCCACAUCCACGAAAAGGCGAGGACUCACACACACAAACCUAAAUUUUGUAGAGAAAAUCGCACGUGUGUUAUAGACUAGUUCACAUAUCGAACAAUAAGCAGGAGAAUAACCAACAUAUAGUCUAGUGUUAUUCCUAGUGUUGGGUAUUAUAUGGUGUGCGAAUGGUAGUUCAUGAUGGGUGUAAGGAUAGCAUAAGCAGAGGCAGGCACCUCCAUCAUAAGGAUUAUAUACUCUUCUUUUAACCAAAUGCCUACACAAGGAGUUUAAAGCUUCAUAAGGAACUUGAAUUUCAGAUUUUAGUCUCAUCAUGUGGCUCCUCAUAUUCUCUACUUGUAGCAUAUCUACACCAUAUUUGCUCGUAAGGCAGAUAACUAAAUCAAGAGUGGCAUCAACAGCAUUAAGUUCACUGCUUGCCGUCUAGCUCAUAACUUCCUUGUCACCACCCUGGUGCAUUAAUUUGUUUACCAGACACCAUUUACUUUUCUGCGAUUCCACCUUUGCACCUCCAAUGGAGGACAACACAGACUUGAAGAUAUCAAGGGUUACUGGCUUUACAUCCUCUAACAUGCUUUCAAUGGUGUAUCCUUUUUGCAUGAUCGGUUUUGGUCACGGUCUUCAAGCACUAUUUGAAAAUCUUCUUGGCACUUUUUCGGGUGUUUAGAUAUUGAGCAACUUCACUUGUAACGUUAAGUUCAUCGCUGUGGCUUCUUCGUAGCACUGAUUGCAUGUCCUAUAGGCGUUCCUUUGAUUUACCAAUGCAUCCCUUGAUGUGCUCCAAUAUCGAGAAGCCUUAGGGAUCCAUCUAAGACAACCUUGACCCAUUUGGAGUAUAGAUUUUCGGAUAUGGCUUGUUGAUUAAGCGGAAGGUGAAGCAACUCAUCUACAGAGAAACACAAACUUCAAGGUUGGCAAGUUUUUGGGUCAGUGAUGAACAGGUAGAGGCAGGCAGGCAGCUUGAGAAGACUUCAAUCUGCAUAGUGUUGAUCAAACUUAUUGCCGGAUGAGUUAUUGAUGGGAAACUCAAUCAAUGGGUGAGUUGGAUGAAAGUUUGUGCAGAUUGAGGUCAUCUCAAGCUGCCUCUACUUCAUCAGUAACAAACAAACUUACAGACCUUAAAGAUUUAUACAAGUGCGUUGAGGAGUUUCUUCAACUUCCUCUUAAUCAGAAAAACGUAUCUCAAACUGAAUGCGUUGAGCAGGUGUUGGAUGGAUCUUUAAGACUUCUCAACAUUUGUAGCACAUCAAGGGAUGUUUUGGUACAAUUAAGGGAACGCCUCCAAGAUAUUCAAUCAGUGCUAAGAAGAAGGUGUAGCGGUGAACUUAACAUUACCAAUGAAGUCGCUGAAUACAUUAAAACACGAAAAACAUCCAAGAAGAUCAUCAAGAAGUGCUUGAAAGACAUCAAGGAAGUCGACAACACUAACGAGGCCAAUGUCCUUAAUGAAGUGCAAGCGAUGACAGUUGAAGUUUUCAAGUCAAUGCUAUCUUACAUUGGUGGAUCACAAAAAAGUAGUUGGUCUUUCUCAAAACUCAUCAGCCAUAAAUCUGAGAAGGAAACAACAGCAUCCAUCAGUGCAUUUGAAGCUGUUGAUGCUACGUUGGAGUUGAUCUGUCAUAAAAAGACAGCAAAUGUUGAUAUGUCACAAUUAGUCAAAUUGGAGUCAGAAAUUCAAGAAAUUGAUGAAGUCUUAGAAUGCUUAUUUAGGCAUUUGGUUAAGACUAGAUCAACUCUUCUUAAUGUCCUUAGUAACUAGAACGUACAAAAGUUAACUAUUGUACAAAAUUUUGAUCUGUAAAUGAAAGUCAAUAUACAAAUGGAUACACAAUUUUCUCUAAUUUGCGUUCUUCAAGUUUAUAUUUUAAUUGAUGCAUGAUUUACUA